CACUGAUUGGCAGCACUGAUAGGUGGCACUGAUUGGCAUUGAUAGGUGGCACUGACUGGCACUGAUGGGUGACAUUAAAAGGCACUCUCAGAUGGGCACUGAUAUGUGGCAUUGUUGUGCACUGGUAUGCACUGAUAUGUGGCGUUGAUGUGGCACUGAUGGGCACUGACAGGUGGCACUUCUGGGGCCACACUGAUCAUCAGGGCACACUGAUCAUCAGUGUCCUGAUGAUCACUGUCAGCGUGACAGCUCGAGAGGAGAGAAAUGCCGAUAACCGGCAUUUCCAUGUUUACAUGUGAUCAGCUGUGAUUGG
Staurois parvus is the source of this 313-nucleotide messenger RNA. NCBI's taxonomy places the organism in Eukaryota, Metazoa, Chordata, Amphibia, Anura, Ranidae. The record is from the annotation of a GenBank genome assembly.